Pecten maximus is the source of this 3580-nucleotide messenger RNA. Its product is annotated as putative acyl--CoA ligase YdaB. Bases 144 to 1967 code for a protein of 607 amino acids. Lineage: Eukaryota; Metazoa; Mollusca; Bivalvia; Pectinida; Pectinidae. The record is from RefSeq and is a predicted model, not a curated record. The transcript has 2 exons.
AAUGGACUGAAGUGUUAUCCACUCCAAACCUACAUUUAUCGACUAAAUCGUACACGUUUUGUUCCUUAUCUAAAAUUCACAGUGCAUCCGGUUUACCAGGGAGCAGGCUACUAUAUUUCUACCAAUCGUCGCUGAUAUAUUAUAUGCCUGGACGUUCAAGCGUCCAGGAAAUGAUUUGUGUGUGUGUGAAAGUUUUAUUUGUAAUUUCCUGUAUGUCCUGUAUUUGUCCUAUGUGUAUACUCAACUGCUGCUCAUGUCACCUACCAGCAGACUCAUUUAACAACGUAAACCCGCCUUGGAUGAUCGACCGACCCUACUUGCCAGCAAUUUUUUUCUCAUUUGACAAAGACGCUCCUCGAUCGGAAAAAUUGAGAAUGUCCAAAUUCAGUUACAUCUCAACUCCCAACCCGAAUCAACAACAGUACAAGUCCAUCGUAGAUGUUCUCAACGAGAGAACUAAGUCUACUCCAGAUAAAGAAAUAUGCAUACACAGGUUACCUGAAGGGGGAAGGAAAACUCUCACUUAUGACGAACUGACGCGGAAAUCUACAAAACUUGCUAAGUAUCUGGUAUCUAAAGGGAUAUCAGUCGGAGACAGCAUUGCUAUUAUGGGAUCAAAUACUCUGGAAUGGAUCGUUGGUGAGUUCGCCAUUUUUAUGGCUGGUGCCGUGGCUGUCCAGUGUCAGGGAACCUGUGCAGAAUUCAACGAAACUGUGAGUCUAUUGAAAGCUUCCAAAUGCAAAGCUGUUCUGCUCGAUCCACAGCCUGAUCCUGUUUACCAGUCGGAGAUGGAGCAAUUCUUCCAGGGAAAGGAAAUGCAAAUCCAAGGUAGAGAAAAUCCGAUGGUUGUACUACUUGGCAAUUCUGCUGGUGUUAAUUUACCUAAUAUUGGCGAUAUACUCUCCUCAGAGGAAGACCUUACUGUGACAAUGCCUAGAAUUCAACCGGAAAGUUCAGCUCUUAUUUUCACGACCUCUGGGUCGUCUGGUGUUCCAAAAAUGGUUGAAUUUACGCAUAUGGCAAUAACGAAUUCACCAAGGGCAAAUUUUUUCUCUAAAGAGAAUGAUAUCAUUUUCUCAGAUAGACCAUUUUCUUGGUUAGGGGGAACUCCAAUCUACAGCAUUUUAGGAGGAUUUUCUCGAAUUUUCACAGAUCCAAAAAUUAUUCUGAAAGAGGAGAAAAUUCAAAAUGUUUGGGAAAUCCUGAAGAUGGAAAGGUGUACUAUUGCAAAUCUUUUCCCGUACGCUCUGAAAGAUCUUCUUGACAAUGAAAAGGAAGUCCUGAUGACGGAAUUCAAACCUAUUUCGAUUGCCACCGGUGGCCAAAUACCUGGAAGUCACCUGAAUGCCAUUUCUGGAAAAUUUUGUGAAAAUAUAUACAGUGUCUAUGGAAUGACAGAAACAGGUAUCGCAACAAAGGUAUUCCUGACAGCGGAUACAGAAGUAGGGCACGUUGGAGAAAUGGUACCUGGAUAUGAAGCCAAAAUUAUUGGAGAUGACGACAAAACUUUGAACUGUGGUAACAUUGGUGAAAUUGUCUUACGAUCUCCGUGGAUGUUGAAAGGAUAUAGGGACUCUCCAGAAUUAACCAAGGAUUCCUUCACUGAAGGAGGUUGGUUCCGCACUGGUGAUAUUGGAGUACUCACUGAAGACGGAAAGUUGUUUGUUAAAGGAAAGGCAGCAGAUGUUAUAAAAAGAGGAACAUGUAAGAUUCUGAUCAGCGCUGUGGAGAUGGCAAUUAGUAAUUUCCCCGGGAUAAAAGAGGUUGUCGUGGUAGCAGUACCGGAUGUACGUCUUCUGGAAGAUGUCUGCGCAUGUGUUAUCUUGGAGGAUGACGCCAAUAUUACAGAACAGGAGUUACAAAAAAUGUGUCGUGAUAAGCUUGGAGAUAAUGUUUUGGGAGACUCCCCAACGUUUUUUCUAAUGUUUCAAACAUUCCCGUCGUCUAAACAACGGAAAAAUGAAUAGAAUUAGUGUAAAACAACAAGCCAUGGAAAUGCUGAGCCUCUGCUGAAAAUAUACAAACUGUUUCAGUUUUUCAUGGAUGUGACGUCAUUCCAUGAAUUGCUCAUCGAUGCCUUAAGAACGUGGUGCAGAAAUCCAUUUAUCUUUUAUACUGUACAAUAUUUACAUUUGGCACCAGUCUCCCAUUGCCUCAGUGUUAAUCUAGGCUGCACCUAUGAGCGUAUAAAGGCAUUCGAGAUCAUAAUGAGAUGUUUGAUCAACAUGAUGGAAAUGUUGAUCAUUGUCUGAUUGUUUGCGAUUCAAUCAUAGAAAGGAAGUUGAUUUGAAAAUGCUAUUCUUUCAAACCAAUACACAAGGACAUAUAUGAAAAUAAAGAAUGUAUUUAUUCAAGAUAGGUAGAGUUUAAUAUAAGUAAAUGUAAAUAUAACUACUCAGUAUUAAACGCUUGUUGUGUUUAUUGUCAAUAUAGGACGCCAUGAAUAUUCAUCUGUCACCCAGAUUGCAUGUAUAUCGACAAUAAAUACAAUCUAACAAGCGUGUAAUUGUUAAAUAUAAGCAUUUAUACAAAGAAUACUAAAUCAAAUUAGAUAAACGGAAAGGCACAAAUGACUUGUGUUUUGCAUAAAUAAAUCUUAUACAUGUAAGUCUGUUUAACUAUUAGAGCAUGUUUUACUAUUUUCAGAUAAUUCAAAUCGCCUUGCGUCCGUGGUCCGUCCGUCCAUCCGUCCGUAAACAAUUCUUGUUAUCGCAAUUUCCCAGAAAGUACUGAAGAGAUCAUUACAAAAUUUCACGUGCACCUUCCUCCUGUAACGGUUAUCGUCCGUCAACUUUACCUACUCUCACUGCGUGUGAAUAAGACCAACUAUAUUUAUGUUAUUAAAUCAUCUUUUUUAUAUUCAUCUAUUCCUAAUAUUCGCCAAACAAAUACUACUAUUACAUGUAGUUCGUAUUUAUAAGUAUACGAACAUAUUUAUUUGUACUGUAAAUGUGUCUAGCUAGUACACAUGUUUAUAACGAAUACGUCUAUAACGUACGGUCACGUAGGUCAACGUUGUUGAUAUUUACAGAAGUUAAUAUUUACCUAUAAUCCUGUUUAUAAGCUUCCAGAGUUACAUGAUUCAUUUCCUGGACAUCUUAUACUCAUCAUUAAUAUUGUAUGAGAGAUAAUUACUUUUUAUGUAUAAUAUAAUACAUUUUCACUGUGUGAAAUUUCGUGCGUGAGCGUUGAAAAAGGAAAAUUCAAAAUGCUCUUGUUUCGGAUUUUUACUAUAAAAGGGACAGAGAUCGUCUGCUCUUGGCCAUAUUUAGUUGAGCCGUCUACCGAGAAGGUAGAGAGAGAGACAGACUAUAACCUGAUAAGCUCAUAUUUCCAUAUACAUAAUGGAACCAGAGAUGGUAAGAGUCACAUGGUUAUAUCCCUUGACUAAUCUAGAGUAGUCUAGCCCAUUUUAUUGAGGCAAUCUAUAGUAACUGUUAGUUCGAGUAGCUCCGUACGCUGAGCAAACUAUCUUUAGAUAUCUGUGUACUAGAACAAGUGUGAGUGUAUGUAUUGAAAACCCAACUCAUUAUAAAUAUCAUUGAAAAUUCAUUUAUUAAAUUGUUAAACUUAAAUCAAA